AUGGGUUUGCUUGCUCUGAACCAGAAUUUGCUUUGCGGAAAUGCAGGUGCCACUUGCAAGCGCGAGGCAUUGACUUUGGUAGGCGAAGAGGUGCAUUUGAAGGAAAUUUGGUUGAAAUUGCGUGGUAUGUGCGAUGACAAAUUCGCCAGGCUAUCGCUGAACGAUGAAGCAAAGCCUAACGGUGCUGUAGCGUCAUCUGCUAGCGGCCAAGGCGUCCAUAGUGUCGAUGUCACGGAAAAGCAACAAGCAAAUACCACAUGCGCCUGCAGCCCACCAAACACAAGCAGCGCCAGCACGAGGAAAGUGCGCGAGAGGAUUGCCCGAGGGCACCGCAUUUUCAAAAACAUGCAGCUGGCGCUCAGUGAAUGUGCCCAGGUUGAACGGAACUCCGUCUCGGAGCGAAGAGUGAGGACGCCACGAGUAGCACCAGCGGACCGGCUACGUUCCGAUUCCGUGCCAAAACCAGCUUCUUACGUGGUCACCAGCGUGGACGAACUCGUUGAAUUGCUCUUCAUGAAAGGCAUUGAUCAGAAGCACAUAUUGAGCAGUGAUAAUGUGACGCUCAGUGACGAGGACUGGAGCCAGUUUGCUUGCCAUGUCGUCGAUGCUGCAAUGAAAGGGAACAGAGAGUUAGCUGUCGAUAUUGCGGUCAUCGCUGUUGGUCACGAAAGCUUUCAAUCAACGUUCGCGGAAAGGAUCAAAGAGAUGAUGUCGAAUUAUGUGCUCUCGGAAAGGAAAGCAGAGGAAGGGAUCGUUGAGCUGAUUGCUCUCUUGCUCAUCACCAAAUGGCCUCGAGAACAUGCUCGAUGUGGUUUAGAAUCCAACGCAAUUCUGUUUUCGAUUAUUUCCUCAAUCAAAGGAUGGCUAAUGGCGGUCAUUGGCGAGGUAGACCAGUUAACAUUGUGUUACUUUCAAGAUUUUUUUUUUGCUCUUAUUUUUUGUCUAAGAUUGUCGUUUUUUUCCUUCCCCUUGUCCCGUGCCAUAACAGUUAUGUACGGCUACGAAGCAUCGUCCCUGAGAAAGGCAGUACUGGUUGCUUGUAUUUGGGAUUACCUCUCGUUAAUAGUAUGGUUUUUCACCUAUGCAGUAGAAACUUUUUCAUUUGCCUAA
Messenger RNA from Gongylonema pulchrum, 1110 nucleotides. Lineage: Eukaryota; Metazoa; Nematoda; Chromadorea; Rhabditida; Gongylonematidae. The record is from the annotation of a GenBank genome assembly.